UGAAAAAAAAUUACGUUUGAUUUUCUUUCUCGUUUGGUCAUUGGUCUGUCAUUUUUGCAAUGUCUUGGUCAACGGGGUGGGAGUUAUGUUAAGAUUAUUAGAAUGGAAUAGUGAACUUCAUAAGUCCAUUCAUUUGAACUUGAGUAUUCGAGGUGUAUAAUUCAUCAUCGUGCCUGGUUAAGAACUAAAAAUCAACUAUUAACUACUAUGUUGAAUGGGCGUGAAAAACUAUAUUGGUUAUUUGUGAAAGAAUAAUUCUAAAACGACGCAAUUUAUUAUCAAAUCAAAGGAUUCAAACUCGUUUAGUAAGAAAGUUUAUUGUUGGAAAAAUUUUUUAAAUUUAAAAAUCAUAAUCGAAAAUUAUUUUAAUUAAAAUUUAAACAUCAAUAUCAUUAUGAACGAUUUUCAAGUGAUAAAAAAUGAAAAUGGCGAAUAUUGUUUAAAAAAUGUUUGUGAUUAUAUUAAUCUACAGUACAGGGAUUUCUACCGGAAAUUUAACAAAGAAUAUAUUACGAAGGAUGAAUUAGAUUCUUUUCUUCAAGAAAAUGAAACAUAUCCUGAAGUAGAAGAUUUCACAUAUAAAUUAUUUUUAUUUGAAAAAUUUAAAUGGAUUGAACAAGUUGCUAUUUUUAUAAAAAAUAAUAAUUUUAAUUUAGUAAUCAACGAUAUUUUUAUAAUUCUAUGGAUUGCUUUGGAAAAAUCAUCCAGUGUAUGCAUUUAUUCUUACGUACUGAGAUUCAUGGGAUUUGAUGGUAAAAAUUCUCAAUUCAAUUAUAGCAAGCAAAGAGCAGAGUUUGUUACAUUUUUAAAAAAUAAUGAAAUAAAUUAUGAACCGAAAAAUGCGCAUAUUUAUUUAACCAUUGAUAAUUUUAAAAAUUGUGUCAUGUUGUUAAACAAUUGCAAGGCAAAAGAAGUCAAAAAGUAUUACAUUGAAUUUGAAAGAACAUUCAAUUGGUAUAAAAAUUAUACUGCUGAGUUAGAAAAACAAGAGCUACAAAAUAAAAAUGAUGAAUUGUUAAAACAAAAUCAGGAAUCGGAAGAAAAAUUAAAUGAAAAAGAAACUGAAGUAAAUGAACUUAUUCGUAUGACUAAUGGUAUGGACAAUGUUAUAAAAAAUAUUAAAAUGAGAAAUAAAGAUGGCUAUAUUUAUAUUGCGACAACGAAACGAUACGCUGAAGAGAAUCUAUUUAAAAUUGGAUUUUCCGAUAACUUAAAAGCGCGUUUAACAGCACUGAAUACUGGAAAAAUUUCUGCAGAGCGUUUUUAUUAUUCUUAUUAUAAAAAAGCUUUUAAUGUUAGAAAAGUUGAAAAAAUGAUUCAUGACGUCCUAGAGGACUUUAGGGAUUCUUCUAAAAAUGAAUUUUUCAAAUUACAUUAUACUUUUUUAUCCGAAAUAGUUAACCUUGUUAUUAAGAAUAUAAAUGAACCAUAUGAAUAUGUCAAUGACAUUAUUAAACAUAGAUUGAAAGAAGUAUAUGAACUACGUGUUGUUGUACCACCAGAAAUGCCAGUAGUAGAAAAUAAUGGAUUAUCAGAAUUAAACUUUGUAGAUGCUUUUACUAAACUAAUUGGUGUUUAUGGAGCCGGCCAAGUUUCAACAAUAAAGAGGACGGAAUUAUUAUCAGCUUUACAGAAAGAAUUGCAAUCUGAAUUUAAAAAAAUGGAGGUUUGGAAAAUAUUUAAAACUCAAUUUAAAUGGAAGUCAAGUGAGAUACCAAUCUAUUAUGGGGAUUACCAAAUAAAAGUAAUAUAUUAAUUACUUUUACUUUAUAAAAAAAAAAAUUAUUUACCCAUCAAACUAUUGAGAUUAAUAAAGCGUUGAUUUCUAUAUUUCACAUUAAUUAUAUUGAUAAAUUAGCGGCUGAGGCAGCCGUUCGGCACGCACGUGGCUCGCUAAUGAUGCAGUACAGUCAUAAACACGUCGGGCCACAGCCGCAAAAAUUAAGUGGUAGAGUCAAAAAGUAGCAAGAAAGUUUGCGCACCUACUUUCGGAAAAAUUGGAAGUUUAAGUAUAAGGAUUGAUUAGUAAGUGAAAGAGACUUAGUUUGUAAAAUAGGUAAAAACAACCCUGGUAGGAAGGGACCAUUGGCCAAGGCUCGGACCAGGCAUUGGCCAGUCGUCUUGCCAGAGUCCCGAGCCUUGGCGCAAGCCUUGUCCAAGCCUUGGCUGAACCAUUGGGUGAGCAUUGGUCCAAGCCUUGGAUGAUGUCCAUGUUCCAAGCCUUGGGAAACAAAAUAUCAAGCCUCGGCCGAGUCUUGGGAAACGAAAAAUUGAGCCUUGGCCAAGGCUUGGGAAACAAAAAAUCAAGCCUCGGCCAAACCUCGGGAAGCAAAAAAUCUAAGGCUCACCCAAUGCUCGAUCUAAAAUGUUAUUAUUUAAAUUAAUAAAUAUAAUUAAAAAAAAGUUUGAUCACACUUUUAUCGACAUUACAUUGAAUUGUAAUUAACUAAUUACUGAAUUAAUGGAAAAUAACGAAUAAAAUUAUUUGGGGGCUACCGGGGUUCGAACUGAGAUCCUUCUGAUCACUAGGCCGGGACGCUAUCCACUGUGCUAAAUCUGGCGUCCAAAUAAUCAUGAUUUUUUUGCUUGUUAAUUAUUUAAAUACAAUUUAAUUUAAAAAUAUUAAAUCGUAAACAUGGGGUGAAAUGUAGUUUUAUUUAAUGAACUUAAAAUUGUCUGAUGAGUAAUGACAUAUUUUUAUCAAUUUGUAAUUUCAUGAUUUGAUAUAAAUGAAUAAUUUAAUGCAAAAUAAUCUGUAAUCUAAAAAAUCAAAAAACACGUUUUUUGGGUUCACAAUAAUGACAAAUAAAAAAUAUCGGAUUGUUAUUUUUUAUUAAAUAACAAUUAGUAAUUAAGCUAAUCGAGGGAAAACGAUUUAUUACACCUAAAAAAAUUUUUUUUGAGUAUUAUAAAACCAAAAAUAAUUGUCAAGAGAAAGAAAUAUAUUCUUAAUGUUGAAAACAAUUUAAUAAAGAAAAAAAUUAUCAUUUUUUGGAGAGGGGCCUCUCUGCCCCACAAAAAAAAAUUUUUUUUUGCCUUCGUAUCCACCAAUGAUGUGAAAUGUAAUUUUUCUUUAUGUAUAUUACAUAUAAAAAAUUUGAAUUUAAUGAAAUUUGAUCAACUUUCAGAAUUUUUUUUUUCAAAUUUUUUAAAGGAUACCCCAUUUUGACCGCCAAAAAUAAAAAUUUCAUGUUAACUAAAGUUUUGUGCAUAGCAAUAACUAAUUAAAUGAAAAUUAUUGUAUAUCAAAUAAUUUUACUUUUUAAAAAAUUUCAACUCUUGAUAUUAAUCGUAUACUCGGUAGACGGUUAUGCCCUGGUCUUCUCUGUAUACAUAUAUAUAGAUACAUGCAAAGUUGAUAAUUUUAAUAUUAAAUAAAAAUUUAACCCAGGCUGAGGCAUUGGCCAAUGGUCAGCUGCCAAGGCUCGGCUUGACAAAAAUUAAACUAUCGGACCUAGCCUCGGCCGAUCCUCGGGCCAAUGGUCAGCGGCCAAGGCUCGAUUUAACAAAAAUUAAACUAUCGGGCCUGGCCCUGGCCGAGGCUCGGGCCAAUGGUCAGCCGCCAAGACUCGAUUUAACAAAAAUUUAACUAUCGGGCCUGGCCCUGGCCGAGGAUCGGGCCAAUGGUCACUACCCAAGGCUCGGCUUAAUUUAAUGAAACCAUUGGACCAAGCCUCGGCCUAGACUUGGGCCAAUGGUUAGCUGCCAAGACUUGGCUUAACGUAAUCAAACCAUUGGGCCAAGCCCUGGCCGAGACUUGGGCCAAUGGUCAGCUGCCGAAGCUUGGCAAGUGACAACAGGGCCAAGGCUCGGCCUAUCGUCAGCCUUGGCGAUUCCUACCUGGGAAACAAUAAGCGAGGCGAGAAAAAAUUUGUAACAAGGGAGAAUUUAAAUGUAGAGUCUUGUAAAACACGAUGAGUGAUACAAAUAAAAAUAAAUAAAUAUAUUUAUCAAUUUAUUAACAAAUUUUAAAAACAUACAUCGAAAAAAGGAUUUCUUGGCGCAAGAAAUAUUUUGCAUCAUGAAAUGAAAACAGAAACUUUCUCAGGAGAAAAUUUCUUAGCGGAAGACAUUUUUUCAUGCCUCAAGAAAAUAUUUUCUCUCCCCAAGAAUAUUUUUAUUUUCAAUUCAUAAUGCGAAAAAAUUCUUGGGGCGAGUAAAAAUUUUUCGCGCCAAAAAAUCCUUUUUUUCUGUGUAUUAUUCUACUUUCUUCAUAAAAAAAUUAAUUUAAAUGAUAUAUAUGUACAAUUUAUUAAAUAACAUAGACUACAACUCAAGUUUUACACAAUCACAAUUUAUUAUGACA
This is a messenger RNA of Microplitis mediator, 4306 nucleotides long. RefSeq lists its product as uncharacterized. Lineage: Eukaryota; Metazoa; Arthropoda; Insecta; Hymenoptera; Braconidae. The transcript is spliced from 2 exons. The record is from RefSeq and is a predicted model, not a curated record. The coding region runs from base 395 to 1756 and encodes 453 amino acids.